Emiliania huxleyi CCMP1516 is the source of this 486-nucleotide messenger RNA. RefSeq lists its product as hypothetical. The transcript has 2 exons. NCBI's taxonomy places the organism in Eukaryota, Haptophyta, Isochrysidales, Noelaerhabdaceae. The annotation marks the transcript as partial. The record is from RefSeq and is a predicted model, not a curated record.
AUGUCCCAAUUCCACGCCGAACGGAAGGACGAGGGCGAGCUCCGCUCCACGGCAGAGGUCUUCUCGAGCGUGCGGCAGCAGGCCGACCAAAUCGGGAAGCGCUUCGCCAGCGGCGGCCGUUACACGGAGGAGCAGUUCAAGGCGGGUGCGGACGUGAAGGACGGGCCGGAGCCGGCGGCGGAGGAGGGCGGUGGCGGCGAGGAGGCCAAGUCGGACGCAGUCAGCACCAACUUUGACCCAGACGACAACCGCACGCUGUACGACCGGCUCAAGGAGCAGCGCGACGCGAAGCAGGAGGAGUGGGAGGCGGCGCACCAGUUCAAGAACCAGAUGGACCACUGGCGGCUCGACGAGGACGACGCCGCCUUCGAGGAGGAGCGAGUCGACCGCCUCAACGCGCAGCGGAGGGAGGCGGAGCGGAUGAACCAGGAGAGUGCAGAGUUCUACAAGCUCGCGCGGGAGCGACGCACCACGCAGGUGGCGCCC